AUGGAGGAGGAGAAAAAGAAGAAGAUGCAGGCGAUUGCAGACAAGAUGAAGCAGCAGGUCAAGAGGAAAAAGAAGCAGCAGCAAGAUGAGGAGACCAGGAAAAGGGUCCAGAUGGAAGAGGUGGAAGCACUCGAAGAGGAGAGACGGCGGCAGAAGGUGAAAGAGCUGAAGAACUGGCUUCGACAGAAAGAGGAGCAAGAUCGGGCAAAGAAGGAAAGAGAUGCAGCCAUGGUGCAGCAGAUGCAAGAGGAG
Symbiodinium necroappetens is the source of this 252-nucleotide messenger RNA. Lineage: Eukaryota; Dinophyceae; Suessiales; Symbiodiniaceae. The record is from the annotation of a GenBank genome assembly.